CAAGAGCAAUACAACAACAUCAUUCUUACAUCUUUGAGAAGUUGCUAGCUUGGGAGCCAGAAGCAAUGGGAAAUUGCAAAAUGGGAGGUCUAAUUCAGACCUUUUUCAUUACUUGGGUACUGUUUUGCUCCAUUAACAUUUCCUUCUCUCGGCUUGGCGCCCAAGCAGCUAGCAUCAAUCCAAAUUACAAAGAAGCACUCGCAAAAUCAUUGUUGUUCUUUCAAGGACAGAGGUCAGGGAGGCUCCCUCCUUCCCAGCAAAUCACUUGGAGGUCCCAUUCUGGCCUCUCCGAUGGUCGCCUUGCUAAUGUAGAUUUGACCGGCGGCUACUACGACGCCGGAGACAACGUGAAGUUCAACCUCCCGAUGGCCUUCACCACAACAAUGCUGUCCUGGAGCACACUGGAAUACGGCAAGAGACUGGGCCCCCAGCUGCCCAACGCCCGGGCCGCGAUCCGCUGGGCCACGGACUACCUCCUCAAAUGCGCCACCGCCACCCCGGGCAAGAUCUACGUCGGCGUCGGCGACCCCAACGCCGACCACCGCUGCUGGGAGCGGCCGGAGGACAUGGACACCGUCCGGUCGGUUUACUCCGUGUCUCCGUCGAACCCGGGGUCCGACGUCGCAGGAGAGAUGGCUGCGGCCCUGGCGGCGGCUUCCUUGGUGUUCAGGAGCUCCGACCGGCAGUACGCGGGCUUGUUGCUUAGGACGGCGAGGAAGGUGUUGCAGUUUGCGUUGCAGUAUCGUGGUGCUUACAGUGAUAGGCUUGGUUCCUCCGUUUGCCCCUUCUAUUGCUCGUAUUCUGGCUAUAAGGAUGAACUACUGUGGGGAGCAGCUUGGCUGUUUAGGGCAACCAAUGAGGUCCAGUACUACAACAUCAUCAAGUCCUUGGGAGCUGAUGACCAGCCAGAUUUGUUCAGCUGGGAUAACAAAUAUUCUGGUGCUCAUGUUCUGCUAUCCAGAAGAGCAUUAGUGAACAAUGACAAGAACUUCCAGCAAUACAAGCAGGAAGCUGAGAAUUUCAUGUGCAAGAUUCUGCCCAACUCUCCUUACUCAAGUACCCAAUAUACACAAGGAGGAUUGAUGUACAAGCUACCACAGGACAAUCUUCAAUAUGUGACAUCCAUAUCAUUUCUGCUCACCACUUAUGCCAAGUACAUGAAAUCAACUAAAACUCCUUAUACUUUCAAUUGCGGGAGCCAAGUCGUGAAUGCAAACUCCCUCAUUUCCUUGGCAAAACGGCAGGUGGAUUACAUCCUAGGGGUAAACCCUAUUAGAAUGUCCUACAUGGUUGGCUACGGACCAAACUUUCCGAGGAGGAUUCACCACAGAGGGUCCUCGCUACCAUCAAAGACGAGCCACCCACAAGCUAUAGGUUGCAGUGGCGGGUUCGAGCCUUUCUAUUCGUCUUCAAACCCUAAUCCCAACAUAUUGACUGGAGCCAUUGUCGGAGGGCCCAAUCAAAAUGAUGGCUUCCCAGAUGAUCGUUCGGACUACAGUCACUCAGAACCUGCUACGUAUAUCAAUGCCGCCAUUGUUGGCCCUCUCGCAUAUUUUGCAGGGACCUUGAGGAGCUAGACCAAAAGAGUUGUGUUAGCUAGUAGCUUCAAUGGGAGCUAGUGCCCUAAAAUUAAGAUCUCAAUGUUAUGCUGACCCUGAAACUAGGGUCUGUGCCACCCAACAAAUAGGGUGAGGCAUUUUAGGUGGUUGUGUUCUGCUUGUCUUGUUACUACCGUCCAAAGUAGGGUUGUUAUGGUUAUAUACAUUUGGUUUAAGUAAUUUUACUUUGUAGGUCAAUUAUCAUUCUCUUUUCCUACCACAACCAUAGAAUUUAUAUGUUAAGCUUUGCAUUUUGGCUUUUCCUCUUCACCAUCUUUUAGGAGACGAUUUAUAGUUGACUAACAAAUGGGGAAGAUGUUA
Linum trigynum is the source of this 1919-nucleotide messenger RNA. The record is from the annotation of a GenBank genome assembly. NCBI's taxonomy places the organism in Eukaryota, Viridiplantae, Streptophyta, Magnoliopsida, Malpighiales, Linaceae.